AUGGGUAGCUCGCUGCUCGAGCUGGGGCCCUGCGAGUGGAAUGCAGCCCGCCGAGCGAGGGAAGCAGAUCGCGGACCCUUUGAACCCUGGAGGGAGCGUUACCCAAUUGGGAGGUGCGUAUUCGUGAGCGUUCCAAUGGACCCGGCGACGUCCUGGCAUACGCAGGCUUGGGACUUUGGAUCGCGUUCAAGUGACCCGUCAAGAGGGAACCGCAGAGGCGGCAUGAGGAAUCUGAGGCGAGGGGAAGAGGUUUGGUAUCCCGCCGCCGGAGCUCUUAUCCUUGACGACAUGAUAUCCUGA
This is a messenger RNA of Colletotrichum lupini, 300 nucleotides long. RefSeq lists its product as uncharacterized. The record is from RefSeq and is a predicted model, not a curated record. The transcript has a single exon. Lineage: Eukaryota; Fungi; Ascomycota; Sordariomycetes; Glomerellales; Glomerellaceae. Bases 1 to 300 code for a protein of 99 amino acids.